AUGCCUACCAUCCCGCCAAUCUCACUAUCUCCCCUCACCGAGCUCUCCGCUCGCGCUCGGCAUAUCAUACCAGAUCCCCUCUCGAAAACCAAGUUUACGCUGGACUCGUCUGGGGUCGCGGGCUUCUUUGGAGGAGAUAGCGCGGUCUCGGGAAUGGCGACCGUCAACCUGAUCCCCAGCCGUCGGUGGGGCGGGUGGUACAACACUCCGGGGAGCUACGAGAUCGCUAAGCAGUACGGACAGCUCGCGGGGUCGAAGUACUGGAAUGGCCUCUUUCCAGGAGGAAACGACGAUCCCGCGAAAUUAUUCGAGCUCGAUGGCAAGCUGGGACCGAAAUUCAUCGCGGCACAUUCUGGAUCUCACUUCCCCCAAACCGGACACCUCGCCUAUCUCGUCUUCAGCUAUGCCUCCAAGCUGCAGCCUCUCUACAAAUCUAAGGUCGGUAGAGCCACCACGGAUUCCAGCGUUACCAUCAUCGACCUGCACCAUGUGCCUCCCGUGAGUGUCCGCCCGACACUCCCUUCGCGCCGGUCCGUCUACUUUGCUUUGAUUCCUAUCAUAACAAGUGUCGGAACGUGCGUUCUCUGCGCUCUCGUUGGCGACUGGUUCUGCUUCGGCAGUAUCGCACUGGGAAUAAUUGCGAAUGGGCUCGCAUGCCUCAUCAUCGGCUCUGGACAGCUCACGUUCACCCAUCACACACCCGCAGAAGACGCCCCACCUGGCGAUGGCGUUCUCAGCGGCGUAGGCGGCCUUGUCGUACUGCUUGGUGAGGAAGGGGCUGUCAACUGCAUCACUCGCGGGCGUUACCACCUUCGGUACGGAGGAGGAUGCGGGGCACCCAGCUCCAUGACGACCAAUGGGAGUGCGGUAGAGAGCAUGAGCGUCGCGGCAGGAUUUCGAGCCGGAGUUCAGCCUCCUGAACAUACCGCACCUCCAGCUGCAGGAGAAAUCCAAUCUCUCGCCAGGGGCAAGGCGCAGACUAGACGCGACUCGAUACCAGUUAUGAGCACGGCGUGGGCUCCUACAGUCGGAGGUGAGCGGACGAGCAGUGCCACGAUGUUGCGCCUCUCUCCUUAUGGGGGACUGGUACCAGACACAGACCACCUCGACGCACCAGCGAGCGUUGCCGAGUCGGCUACAAGCAUGCUGCGCGACGAGGCGGAGACCCGUCCCGCGCUCCCAACAUCCACGCCGUUCAGUCUACCAAUGACCGGGAGCCAAACAACUAUCGACUGUCCCCCGCAGCCCUCGACCUCGACCGCAGUACCUCCUCCCGCGCCGACUGAGCCGCCUCUCUGUGAUCAGUUUCUCCUGCCUAGUCAGGGUCUGGUCGGACCAUGCUCCUUCCUCCUCAUGAUACAGUUCCUUGUUCAGCUCUUGCUUAUUCCCCAGGGUACGCUCUUCGGACAGGUCAUGUUCGUCGGCACUGUCGUGUUCUCGUGGGGGUAUAACUCCUACCUAUCGAGCAUCGAUAGGGAGGGAAUCCAGACCGACGUUCUUUUUCAAAUCAUGAAACUCAGUGCCGGCGACGAGCAGUCCGAACAUAUCAGCAAAAUCCAGCUGCGAUGUUGGACGGCCACUGUCGUCUGUGCCUGCCUCGCCCUACAGAGGACGCCGGAAAAGCCGAUCAACGACCUGCGCAAGCUACUGGAUGAGCUACUCCCCGAUUCCAAGGUCUGGAGAUUGUGGAAGGACGUCAUCGCAUGGAAGCUCACUACUUCCCGUACAAUUCACCUGGAGGAUGCAGACUGGAACCGGAGUCCCCGCUUUGCUAAGAGGAAACAGCGCCUGGACAGUAGCGAGAAGAAGCUGCUGAGUACUAUCUUGGCGGACGCAAAGGAGGCUAAUGACGAAUGGGAAACGUUCGAGAGGGAAAGAGAGCAGAGGCGAUAUACCGGGGCGCCUGGCCGUCGCUCCUUCCCCGAGCCUUACGGCACCCUCAAGUGUCGCUCCGUGGACGGUCGCCUUCGCAUUGCAGGUGGCCCAUAUGGCGGAGAUACGACGUCUAUCGCCGAGCGGCAGAGCUUCAAGGACAAAUUCUCCCCACCGUAUCAGACGUACCCGUCUGCAUGA
This is a messenger RNA of Dichomitus squalens LYAD-421 SS1, 2073 nucleotides long. RefSeq lists its product as uncharacterized. The transcript has 2 exons. Bases 1 to 2073 code for a protein of 690 amino acids. The record is from RefSeq and is a predicted model, not a curated record. NCBI's taxonomy places the organism in Eukaryota, Fungi, Basidiomycota, Agaricomycetes, Polyporales, Polyporaceae.